CCGAAGAAGCAACAACCUUUAGCUGUUGGAGCUAGCUGGCUAGCGACCAAGGCGGAUUGCUCUAUUUUCACCGGUUGUUUUGUCGUUUUAAAAAAGCGGCCAUGACCCCGAGACUCGUUAUAGCACACAGAAGUUUAUGGAUGUCAAGUUAAAGUGAGUUUUUGGAGUUAAAGAAGAUGUUUUGGCUCGUUUUAACCCGCUGUAAACGUUAGCUAGCUCUCGGCUUUAGUGCUCCCGGGGUCUCUUACAUAAAAACACGGCUGCGGUUGACUGUAGCAAAGACGGGGCUUGUGAGUCUGUAUCUUAGAUUUAUCUAAAUAAUCUAAGCUACAAUUACUUUUUUUAAUUGUCUUACAACCUUAACUUUGCCUCUGUUUAGUUUGUAUAGUAUCCUAACGCCGAGUUAACAGUGUAGACCAAAUGGAUAUUAAGCUUCUUAUUGCUAAGCACGGAGGACUUUACCCACCGUCUCUCCACUAAACAGAGAAACGCUGUCAUUUAUUUCUCUCUUUUUAACAUUUUUUUAAAAGUAGCAUUAUCUGGGAAGUUUCCUUAUAUAUCCGAGAAACGUUAUCGGGCCGCUUCAUGGGGCGAGGAAGGCGGAAAGCUUGGUAAACAGCGCCGACCCUCAAGGACCGAGCAGCCAGACCCGGUGUUUAUGGGGAAACCGCAUCCCCUGCUGGCUUUACUACCGGACGGCUAUAGUGUCAUUACUUGUGAGACUUUGACUUGGAUCAACUAUGUUACACAGACGCCCAGGGUUGACGUCCCAUGACUCGUGUCCUACCCAAUUUCCAAUGGCCAGCAGUUAGAGUCUAAUUUUUCAAGAAGAAGAUGGAGACCGGAGUGAGGUCUCACCAGGGCGAGGUGUUCGUCCACCCGAUCUCCAACCCUGGGGCUUCGGGGAUAUGCCUCGAAAUGCUGGAGGUGGCAGAGGAGGCCAGCCGGGCUGGGAACUUUAGCCUGGCCGUGGAGAUCUACAGCUCCCAACUCUCAGACCUCCAGCAGCCGGACCGGGGGUUGUGUCUGAGGAAGGCAGACUCUCUGUGCCGAAUCGGGCGAAUAUCUGAGGCGCUAGACUCGUACUGCACAGCGGCCAGCCUGGGCAAAUUACGCCCGGAGGAGCUUCAACUUUUGGUGGAAACGAUCGCCCGGACGCUCCGUGAGAAAGAGCUGGGCAUCACCGGGACGUUAAGCGGGCAUAGUAAAAGCAGUGGUGGGGAAGAUGGGGUUGAAAGUGAUGGGGAAUGUGGAAAUGAUGGAGCGCUGGACUUAUUUUCAUGUCGCAUCUGCAAGUGUCUGCUCCAUGAGCCGACAACCGUGGAGUGUGGACACACUUUCUGCAAACGUUGCUUAGAGGACGACUCUGUAAAAGACUGCAUACACUGCAAACAAAAGUUGAGCAAAAGAGAUGGACUGCCCAACGACCGGAGAUUAAAUGUUGUUCUCAGUGGUCUGCUGGAUAAACUGUUUGCAACUGAGAGCAAAGCUAGGAAAUUCUGGAUCGAAGGAGAGGUUUUGUGGAAAAAUCAGAACCUCUCAGACGCUUUGGAAAAGUACAACGCAGCAGUGGACCUAGUGCCCUCCUCAGGCAGGCUGCUGUCUCAACGGGCUGAAUUGCACAUGGAGAUGAGGAACUUCAGUCAGGCAGUCCAGGACGCCAGUAGCCUCUGCAGGUUAAAACCUCUCUGGAAUAAGGCUCAUUGUCUGAAAGCGAUGGCGCUGAGUGAAGCAGGCCGGAAUGACGAGGCCUUGCAGGAAUAUUUUAUGUGUGUGGCACUAAAGCCAGACUGGACCAAAGUCAAACUGGAAGCUCAGAAGGUCCUUAGCGAGGUAUUCUCUUCUGUAUUUGAAAAUGAGGACAUGCCAACACCUCUUCACCCACUGCAGGGAGGGGUGGCAACCCGCCUCAUCAAACCCCCUGCCUUGCUCAGGUCCCUGAGGCCUCUCACACAGAAACCUGGCUCUUCUUCACAGGAGUCAGAGUUCAGUGUGACUAAAAGCGCCCCAGCGGAUGACUCAUCCUCCAGACUCUCCGCUUCGACUCCUAGUAAAUCCGACCAUGCUGCAGGAGAGGGCAGCACCAAGAGCCUGGCGGAUGUCCUGGCCGCACUGCCAGCCCCCCCUGGUGGUCUCAAGAGGAAACACAGCGAAGAUGGACCUUCGGUCUUCAACCCUCCGUCAAAACAACUCAGACCUGACAUGGAGAGCAGUUCUCAGGCGGUCGCAGUGUGUGGAGGGAGGACGUUUCCUGCUGAGCUGUUGGACAGCGGAGACAUGGAGUGUUCCCUCUGCAUGAGAUUAUUUUACGAGCCUGUUGCCACUCCCUGCGGACACACCUUCUGCCUCAAAUGUCUGGAGCGCUGCCUGGACCACAACUCCAACUGUCCUCUGUGCAAAGAGAAUCUGUCUGAGUAUUUGGCCACCAGGGGCUAUAACAUAACCCUGCUCAUGGAGGAGGUGCUGCAGCGUUAUCUCGGGGAUGAACUGGUGGAGAGGAAGAAAAUCCAUGAGGAGGAAAUGAAGGAGCUGUCAAACUUGAAUCAAGAAGUUCCCAUCUUUGUGUGCACCAUGGCUUUCCCCACCAUCCCCUGCCCGCUGCACGUGUUUGAGCCGCGCUACCGCCUCAUGAUCCGCCGCUCCAUGGAGACGGGCACCAAGCAGUUCGGCAUGUGCAUAGCUGAUGAGCUGAAAGGCUUCGCUGACUACGGCUGCAUGCUGGAGGUGCGAGAUGUGAAGUUCUUUCCUGACGGUCGUUCAGUGGUUGACACCAUCGGAGUGUCGCGGUUCAAGGUCCUCGGCCACGGCCAGAGAGACGGCUACAACACUGCCAAGAUAGAGUACCUGGAAGACAAGAAGGUGGAGGGGGAGGGGCUGGUGGAACUUCUGAAGCUGCACGACUCUGUGUACGAGCAGGCCAACAACUGGUUUACCUCCCUGAAAGACAACAUGAAGAGCCAGAUCCUCAGCCACUUUGGACACCUUCCCAGCAAAGACCCCGACCCACAGGCCAGUCCUAGUGGUCCGGCCUGGUGCUGGUGGCUGCUCGCUGUCCUGCCAUUGGAGAAUCGGGCCCAGCUCACAAUCCUGUCUAUGACCUCCCUAAAGGACCGCCUCAUCGCCAUCCGCAGGGUCCUUAUCUUUGUCACACGCAAGAGGCCCCGGUGAUUGCCCGACCGUUCGGGGGACAGUCUAGAACCACUCGGGCUUCUAUGCAGUUCAGCAAUUCAUUAAUUUGUUUGUGCGUUCAUUCAUUUGUUGAUUAGGUCACACAUUGACUGAUUCAUUCAUUUGUGUUCUCAUGAAUUUACUUAAAUGAAUUCUCCCAGAUGCUCCUGAGCACCACAAUGUGUCAUGCAGACUUUCUGAGCAUGUUAGGAGUGUUUGAUGGGCCGGGGGUUCUGGCAUGAGGGCAUUCCUGCUCACUUGCCUCUCUGUCUGUCAGUUUUUUUUGUCAUCGCACAUCAGCAUUACCUCACCGGACGAAUUUAACUACAGCACAUCUCUUGUUCUCUUUUAAGGCCGAGGUAAAAAAAAAAAAUCAGUCAAGUCGAGCUGUUUCACUUCCAUUUAGAUCGUUCAUGUAAUUUUCCUGACUCCCUGUCAUGAAGGAACAGAAACCUAUCACAGAGCUGUGUGAGCAGAAAGGAUCAGGAUCAAGAGGAAUUAAUUUCCUGUACAUAUAAUAAUCAGUAUCUCACAUAAUACUGAACCAGAAGAUUGCCUGCCACAGAGCCGUGUGGCCCCCGCAUCCACAAAAGUGACAGUUUGUACAGGCGCAGUCAAAACAAGAACUCACCUCAUGAAAUAUGAAGCAAAAACAAAAAACACUUGGCAUGACGGCAACACACACUAAAGUGAAUGUACUGGUCUGGCUGUAGUAUGUGAACGUUUUUUCUUUUUUUCCUCACUCUAAAGCUUCCUGACUGAGCCAAAACUUGUGUGCAAAAAAAAAAACAAAAAAAAAACGGAGCUUUCUAUCUGCUGCUUCACCCGGCGGUGGGCAUGUACCUCAGACAGUCUGAUAGAAAGUAAAAGGGGCGCCAUGAGAAUCGUUCCGUUGAGAUAGCAUCAAGAUUUUGUCCCUGCUGACGCUAAAAUCCACUGUGUGAUAACAAGUGCAACUCUACAAACACAUGCUCCACUUGUUCUCAAAUGACAUUGCAGAGAGAUUUAAAUAUACGUCUGUCACAUAGUUGCAUUUAGGAAAAUGCAGAUACAAGUGCAUCCUCCCAGAUACAGUUGAUCUGGAACUUCAUGUCCUAAUGUAGCAUAUCUCUGGGACUUCAAAUACAGACUUAGCUAUAGGGGUUGAUUGUAUAUUUUCUUGUUUUGUUUUUUUGUUUCUCUCUACGCCCUUAAGUGUAUGUGUAUGAUGAAAUCUUAAGUUGGGUGAUUUAUAUGUAUAUCAAUGUAACUCGGAGGCCUUUUUUAAUGUUUUAUUUAAGGAACAUUUCUGUCUAUCUCUCUCUCUCUCCCCCCAUCUGUCUCUUUCUCUCAGUACAUUUACAUGCACACUAUCAUGCAAUUACGGUGCUGAAAGUUGCCUUGUGGAGUUUUCUUGUAAGCAAAUACUUAUAUUUACAUGAGAUGUUUCUCACCAGAACACAUUGUGUACCCUGAGGCCAAACAAAUGUUAAAUAUUAUUUUUCAUGAAAUAUUUUGGAACUAGCAUUGUUCCUUCUUUCUCACUGGCGCACUGACGUGUCUCAGCAUCACUUACUGUUGAUCAAAUGAGAAGUUUGACACGGUCCACAGCCCUACAUGUGUGAAAAAAUUGGAUACUGUGAAAAAAGUUGGACAAACGUGACCCCGUAGCUCAAAUUAUCACUUGUAGCACUGUAGAUAAAUUAUUUUAAGUGUUUUCCCUAUUUCUCUGUAUCCUCUGUAAGAUCAUGAUGAGGAUUUCAAUUUUUUGGUAACACCUGCACCAGAACAUGCAGGGAGGAAGUUGAUGUAAACUUGGAUAUGAACAGUACAGAUUUUAAAAUAUUUAAAACAAAAGUUUAGCAAAUGUUUCAAUUCAAUUUGUUCUGGUGUGAAACACUGAAUGUAAACCAAACUGUAAACUUGCUUACAAUAAAAUUUGACAUUGUACCUUUUAAAAGGGAGGAUGAACGGUGAAGAACGAAAGUGUUUAUCGCUAAGUCGUCAGAAGAAAUGCAGUAUUAUACAGUAACUCCAAAGGGUGGAGAGCAGCCCAAGUCACAUUACGCUUAACCUCAAGUUUUAUGUGACAGCAGCUGUGGUUGUGAUUGCAUUCUUAGCGUGCAUUUAAAUGCACUGUUGUUCUGUAUAAUUCUGUCCUUCCAAAUGUUUGUGACUCCUGUGCAGUCACUUGCUCUCCGUUUAAAGGGCGGGGUUCACAACGUGCUGCAUUUCCCUGGUAUAUUUGUAAAGGGAGAUCUUAUACCUAUUUUUUAUUGCAAAUAAAGAUAAAACACAUA
Molecule: messenger RNA, 5447 nt
Organism: Centropristis striata (black sea bass)
Lineage: Eukaryota; Metazoa; Chordata; Actinopteri; Perciformes; Serranidae
Gene: lonrf2
Product: LON peptidase N-terminal domain and ring finger 2
Exons: 12
Coding region: 835-3168 (777 amino acids)
Molecular function (GO): protein binding
Source: RefSeq, a predicted model, not a curated record